Molecule: messenger RNA, 7257 nt
Organism: Mirounga angustirostris (Northern elephant seal)
Lineage: Eukaryota; Metazoa; Chordata; Mammalia; Carnivora; Phocidae
Gene: SPICE1
Product: spindle and centriole associated protein 1
Exons: 19
Coding region: 3327-5903 (858 amino acids)
Biological process (GO): regulation of centriole replication; mitotic spindle assembly; metaphase chromosome alignment
Cellular component (GO): centrosome; centriole; spindle
Source: RefSeq, a predicted model, not a curated record
CUGCGAGCCUUAGGGACCGGGCUGCAGGGCGAGGAAAACGGUGGUGGCGUCUCCCUUCUGUUCCCUGGGGCUCUAGGCGCCUGGGUGGAGGAUCCCUACAUCGGAAAGCGCGCCGUGACUCUGUGUUUUGCGAGUGUUUGUGUGUGUCAGGAUGAGUGUCUGGGUGUGUUGGUGUCUAGCGCGCUCCCCUGAGGCGCACCCUGAGUGUGCGCAGCGCUGUCGGGAACUUGUGCACAGAGCUGGAAGUUGGGGGGUACCGUAUUGUAGCUAUCAAGGAAUUUGCAGUCUAGCAGGAGACAGGCUACCCGGGGUACUUGGGGACAGGGAGGGUCAUGUUAGUCGACUGGAUGGUCAGGAAAGAGUUUAUCAGGAGGGGCCGCUGGAGUGAGUUUUGAUUAGUGAGUGGAGUUACGCUUGGAGAAGGGAGUGAAAAUCUGAAGGGUGUUCCACGCGGAGCAGAAAGGAUGGGUGGAACGACUUGUGAAGGCAGAGUUUUAUGUGUGGGAGGGUGAGAGGAGCACAGACUGUUAAGGAGGGUCAGCCGGACCACAAGGAGGGCAGAGGGUCCGAGUGCAUAUUGGAUUCCUCUCUGUAGGGGGGAGCCAUUAAAAUCUUGUGGGGAAGAAAGUAAAGGGCCGAGGGCUAUACUCUAUCCUUAUAUCGGGGUAAAAUACUGAUUGCAGGGACAGUGUUUGGAAAGGGGUCCUGUUUCCCUUUGGUCGGUUUUCCACUAGCCAGAGUGGAUUUGCUAAAUCUCAUGGUAACUCUCCUUACCUGAUAUCCUCCAGUGGCUUCCUAUGGGUUCUUUAGGAUAGUGUUUAAAUUGCUGUAGCUUAGAAGGCCAUGAUCUGUCCUCUGCCUUUCUUUGUAACCUCUUUCUAGCCUCUCACCUUUUCAAAUCUGUUAGUCAAACUGAACUUCUCAAACCCUUUGUAAAUGCCUUUUCUCCCUCCUGGAACAUUCUUUCCCCCACUUCUAGCUUUAUUCAUACUUUAGCUCUCAGCUUAAACAUUUUGGGAGCAAUUAGAGGGAUAUAGUGGUCUUUUCUUACUGUGUAGAGUAAGCUAGGUAUUAACAUGACACUGUAAUUACUCAUUUUAAUUGUGGUCUUCUCAUAAACCCUAAGCUCUGUGAGGGUGCAGACUAUUUUACUUUCUUGUUGUAUUUUGUGCCUGGUUCUUGGCAGGUGCUUUCAAAAUAUUUGUUGAAAUAAUGGGUAAUAAAGUGGCAAAUGAGUGAAGAAGUUCAAUUAGGAGAAAGAGUUUGGACAAAAACAUUUGUAGUAGAGAUGAAGAGGGGACAGAUGAGAGAGGUAUUUCAGGAAAAGAAUGAAUAGAUUCCGGUAUCUGAUUGGCUAACAGACAAGAAGGAAUAGAAGGUGAUGCUAGGGUUUUAAACUGGAGCAACCAGAAGGAUGGUAAUUCUGUAAGUUCAGUUGAGUUCAGACAUUUACUGAGCAUGCCAAUUAUAUAUCAAGAACUAGAGGUUGGUGGGGAGGGGACAUGGAUGAUAAGCUGUAUUUUUGACUACAUUGUAUGUGAGAUAUUUGGGAGAUAGACACAGAAAGCAGUUGGAAAUGAGCAUUUGGUGUGUUGAGGAAAAAUGUGGAUCCUUAAUUUGGGGCUCAUUUUCACAGUGUGUUUAUGUGCCCAGUGCAUUUGUAGCUUUGUUCAAGGGUAUGAGUGAGAUCACUGAGGGAAGAUGUGAACUCCUUUCUUACUUUCUAGUAAGCUCCAUGAGAGCUUGUACCAUAUUAGACCUGUUUACUGUUUUAUCUCCCGUGCCUGGUCAGUGUCUGGCAUGUGACAGAUUCUCAAAAACAAUGAUUGGAUGAAGAGAGAGGGUAUCCAAUGGAAAGAUAAGAGGGUUGGGAUAGAACUGUGUGCAGCUUUUUGAUUAUGUGGUAUCUGAGGGGCCAACAGAGCCUGCAAAGAGGAGACGAAUAGGAGAGAAACCGAGAGAGUGUCGUGGAAACAGGAGUGGGAGUCUUUAGAGUUGGAAAGGGUUUUCCAAUAAUUUUAUCAGUUAGGAAAGUAUUAAUAUUUUAGAUUUUUUUCAAAUAAUUUUAUCAGGAAAGUAUUAAUAUUUUAGAUUUUUUUCAAAUAGGCCUAGAUUUUCUGGGCUGUGCUGAUUUUAUAUUCCUUAGUACUAUAAACCAUCAGAAUAUCUCUACAGUCUCACACUUAAGCAUGUAAACUAUAGCUCCCUUACGAUAUCUGAUUUCUGUAAAUAGCUCAAAAGCUCUUUGUUAGACCACAGAGUCUGAUCCUGGGUUAAGAAAAAUAUGCCCACUUGUAUUGAUGAUGUUUAAGAGAACACUUCUCAGUGCAAGGGUGGUUCCCACGUUACAGCUUAGUUCUCCCUUUGUGAUCUUAGCACACACAGGCUGGAAUUUAGAGUUGGCCAGUAUAUUAGUCUCCUACGCUGUAUAACAAAUUACCACAAACCUAGUGACUCAAAACAAUACUCAUUAAUUAUGUCAUGAUUUCUGUGAGGCAGGAAUUUGGACAUGGUUUAGCUGGGUAAGGUGCUUAGGGUCUCACAAAGUUCUGAUUAAGGUGUUGAUGGUCUGCAUUCUCAUCUAGAACCCAGCUUGGGAAAAGUCCGCUUCGAGGCUCACCUCACUUAGGUUCUUGGCAGAAUUCAUUUCCCUGGGACUGUGUGCCUGAGGGGUCUCUUGACUGACUUUCCCCUCUGGCUGCCCACAGUUGUCUGAGUUCCUGGCCCUGUGGCCCUUUUCACAGCCAGUCACUGUGGCAUUUGGCUUCUUCACGGCCAGCAGGAGACACUCUCUUGCUCUGCUCUUUUUUUUUUUUUUUAAAGAUUUUAUUUAUUUAUUUGAGAGAGAGAGAAUGAGAGACAGAGAGCACGAGAGGGAAGAGGGCAGAGGGAGAAGCAGACCCCCUGCUGAGCAGGGAGCCCGAUGUGGGACUCGAUCCUGGGACUCCAGGAUCAUGACCUGAGCCGAAGGCAGUCGCUUAACCAACUGAGCCACCCAGGCGCCCUCUUGCUCUGCUCUUGUAAGACAGAGACUUGUAUAGCGUAAUGUAAUCGUAGGAAUGACCUCUUCUCACAUUUGCCUUGUUUUAUUGGAUAAAACAAAUCACAGGGGGAAAAAACCCAGAACAAAUCGUGGAUCCUGUCCAAACUCAAGGAGUACGUGCAGGGGAAAGGCGCAGAGGGAGAGGGAGAAGCAGACUCCCCACUGAGCAGGUUGCCCGAAGCAGGGGAGGCGCUUGAUCCCAGGACCCUGAGAUCAUGACCGGAGCUGAAGGCAGAUGCUUAACUGACUGAGCCACCCAGCGCCCUGUUUAUUUUAAAAAGAGAUGUCACUUGUCAGAGUGAACCGUUAUGGUCCUCGGGGAGGAGGAAGGAAAGUGCUGAAGGUAAAGAAGAAGAAAACAUCAGUGAAGCAAGAAUGGGAUAAUACUGUGAAUGACCUAACAGUUCAUCGGGCAACUCCUGAAGAUCUGAUACGUCGUCAUGAAAUACACAAAUCAAAGAACAGAGCAUUAGUACACUGGGAACUCCAAGAAAAAGCUUUGAAGAGAAAAUGGAAGAGGCAGAAACCAGAAAUUUCUAAUCUUGAGAGAAGAAGAUUGUCUAUAAUGAAGGAGAUUCUUUCUGAUCAUUACCAGAUGCAGGAUGUAUUAGAAAAAUCUGAUCAUUUGAUGGCUGAAGCAAAAGAUCUGUUUGUUGAUUUUCCCCGUAGGCGCACAGGGUUUCCGAAUGUAACUAUGGCUCCUGAUUCCUCUCAGGGUCCUAUUUUGGUAAAUCAAGACCCUGUCACGCAGGCCAUUCUUAAUGAAUCCAUCAUGGAGCCUCAGGCUCUUAAUGAAGUAGAUGAUGAUGAAGAACGAACUGGUAACAGCCAGUCCGAAGAAAGUGCGAAUGAAUUGGAUAACUCUCUAAACUCUCAGUCAAAUAUGAAUGUAGAUAGGUUUCUCCACCAACUAAAGGAAGAUAAUUAUGAGUUAAUUAAUAAACUGUGGACUGAUAUUCAGCAGAAAAUAACAACACAGUCACAAACGCCUCCAGGAACUCCAUCACCUGCUGCUCCAUCAGGAGAACAAAAAGCUGCUCUGAAUGCUACCAAUGCUGUCAAGAGAAUCCAGACCAGGCUUCAAUCUGAAGAAUCUACUGAGACUCUAGACUCAAGUUAUGUUGUGGGACAAGUGCUGAACUCAAGGAAGCAAAAACAGUUGUUAAAGAAAGUGAAAGGAAAAGCGGAUUCUCAUGCUCCUUCCAAGCAGAAGAAGAACGUGUUAACAGCUAGCACAGCCUCCACAGACUUACCAAAUAGCAACAGUUCCAGCCUGGAUGUCCUCAAACACAUGAUAAAUGAAGUGGAACAUGAAAUGGAAGAAUAUGAACGAUGGACAGGACGUGAGGUCAAGGGACUGCAGGGCAGUCAGGGCCUUACAGGCUUCACUCUGUCACUGGUGAGCUCCCUCUGUCGCCUGGUUCGGUACCUGAAAGAGAGCGAGGUCCAACUGCGUAAAGAAGUAGAGACGAGGCAGCAACUGGAGCAAAUGUUGGGUGAUCAUCGGGAGCUCAUUGAUGCUCUUACAGCUGAAAUUCUUCUUCUUAGAGAAGAAAAUGCUGCUACCCAGGCAAGACUUCAGCAAUACAUGGUCACAACAGAUGAGCAACUUAUAUCGCUCACACAUGCCAUGAAGAACUGUCCAGUGAUAAAAAGCAACAAAGAAUGUCAGGCAUCAGAAAGGGGAUCCACGAGUAGGAAAAUUAUAGACAAUCCUGAGGGCCCUGUUGUAAAUGCUAAUGUCUCCAUGCCAUUGGUGUCCAGAGGGGAAGAAUUGGCUGAAUUCGCACAGGAAGACUUGCCUGUUAAACUGUCUCAGGUGCCCACUCCCCUGGAUAGUGUGAAUCUGACUAACAGUUUUCCAGCGCAUAUAUUUGAACCGGCUGUGUUGUUAACACCACCCAGGCAGAAGAGCAACUCUGGAUUCUCUCCCUUGCAGGACGUAUUGAGGAGGACUGUUCAAACUCGUCCUGCUCCAAGAAUUCCUCCAACUGUGGAAAUAAUUGAGAAGGAACAAAAUUGGGAAAAAAAGACCUUACCUACUGACACAGACAAUCAGAAUUCAAGUGAAGAGAGUCGUCUCUUCACUCAGAGGUGGAGGGUGUCUCACAUGGGGGAAGAUCUGGAGAACAAAGCCCAGGCUCCUUUUGUUAACCUCUCACAGCCCUUCUGUAGUUCCCAUUCAAACACUCAGCAGACCAGAAUCCCCGAGUUCUCAGAAGAGCCCCUGGUACUGGGAGACGGGCAGCAGCUUAGAACAAAUGAGGCGUUAAUACAAAGAAAAGACAUCAUGGCACGAAUUGCUGAGUUGACACUGCAGAAUUCAGCUAUCAAGGCACAUCUGAAUAAUAUUGGGCCAGGAGGAGAGCAAGGGGAUGGAGUUCGGGAAUUAAACAAACAAGAGACAAGUCACGUGAGCGACAUGACUGCAACUUUUCCAGCAACACAACCUCUAAUACCAAGUAGCAUGGAGGAACGGAUUGCAGAAUUGAAUCGGCAGAGUAUGGAGGCUCGUGGAAAACUCUUGCAGUUAAUAGAGCAGCAGAAACUUAUUGGCCUGAAUCUUUCCUCUCCACUGGUGUCACCCAUUCCAUCACCUCUCAGAGCAUGGACUGAAGGAGGAAAGAGGACAAUUGAAGUAUCUAUUCCAGGAGCUGAAGCCCCAGAAAGCUCAAAAUGCAGUACUAUCUCUCCUACCAGUGGGAUAAAUACAAGAAGAUCUUCAGGGGCUACUAGUAAUUCUUGUUCUCCAUUAAACGCCACCUCAGGAAGUGGGCGAUUCACACCUGUUAAUCCAAGAGCAAAGAUUGAGAAACAGAAUGAAGAAGGCUGGUUUGCUCUUUCUACCCACGUGUCAUAAGUGAAGUUAGUUGUACAGAAUUUUUUUUCAGUAGUAUAUUUUUGAGCUUCCACUCCCGUUUCCCUGCUCCUGCUUUCAAGUUUUCAUUUCCUUUUAGAUAAAACCUACAAAGAUCUUGUAACUUAGUACUUAUGGAACAAAGAAUAAAGAAAUUAUUUAAAUCUUGGAUCUUUUCAAAUAAAUUUCCAACAACUAACCAAUGUACAACCUCCUGUGAAUAAAAUUUUGAUUAUAGGGAAAUUGAAGUUUUAUAUUCUAAUAAUUUCAUAAGUAUUGUAAAGUUUUGCUGAGUAACACAUUUUUACCUUUAUCAUCUUUAUUCAGGUUUUUUUUUUUUUUGGUCUAGUAUAUCUUAAAUGAUUUCUUUCUUUUAUUUUUUUCUGAAGAAUUAAGUUGCUUUGCAUGUAACUUACAAUAAAAUGGCUCUGGGUGAUUAAAGUCUGGCUUUCAGAAAAAUUUAACAUUCCCUUUGAUUUCUUUUUGGGAGGGAAGUUACUGUUGUCCAUGGCUUUUUCCACCGAGUGGAAUGUAUAGCUUUAAAAAGUAGGUGUGGGAACAUCUGUUUAUAUUUGUUUAUGCAGAUAAGAGUGGUUGUAUAUAUCAUAAAAUUCUUAUACAGGCUUUAAAUGUGAAAAUGGUAAUGUACAUCAAAUAAAUAAUGCUCAUAGAGCUCGUGUCUAAAUGCAGUAACAUUGAUUUAGUGUUUGAAACAGAAAUGAGUACAAAAGGUUGCUGUCAACUUUCCCUCCCUGAAUCUACUACGCAUUCAGAGUUGUUUUCUUUUUUCUUUUUUUUUUUUUUAAGAUUUUAUUUAUUUAUUCAUGAUAGACAGAGAGAGAGAGAGAGAGAAACAGGGAGAAGCAGGCUCCCAAGGAGCAGGGAGCCUGAUGCGGGACUCGAUCCCAGGACCCUGGGAUCAUGACCUGAGCCGAAGGCAGACGCUUAACCAUCUGAGCCACCCAGGCGCCCCAGGGUUGUUUUCUUCAAAGCACCUGUUUGACUCUCAGACACUGGCUUUUAUUUUAACUUGCUUUUUAAAUUAUCUCUGUCCUUUCACUGGGAUGGAAAUUCUCAACCUGGUGUAGUGGGAGUAGGGCAGGGGAAACACAUUGAAACUACUUGGGGAACUUUCUCAGACAACACUGUCCCUCCUCCUGGAGUUUUUCGUAUUCUACGAAGUGUCAUAUGCAACUUUCAUUUGGGCCUCUUCAUUGUGGUGGCAAAAAUACAAUUUUUCUCUGGUAUCACUGAUUUUAUUUACAUGAAGUCAUCUGUAUUCAUUUGCAUUAUUGAAGAUUCUUCCAUCUGUAUUGUACUUUUUUGAAGCUUGGUUUUUAAUAAAUACUAUCCCUGU